This is a messenger RNA of Acaromyces ingoldii, 1335 nucleotides long. RefSeq names its product nucleotide-binding domain-containing protein. NCBI's taxonomy places the organism in Eukaryota, Fungi, Basidiomycota, Exobasidiomycetes, Exobasidiales, Cryptobasidiaceae. Bases 1 to 1335 code for a protein of 444 amino acids. The transcript has 5 exons. The record is from RefSeq and is a predicted model, not a curated record. Gene Ontology annotation, molecular function: D-amino-acid oxidase activity; FAD binding.
AUGGCAAGCAUCCGAGCUUCAUCUCCGCGGGCAACGGUAGAUGAAGUGCGCAGUCGACCACAGUUAACAGUCGUAGGCGCCGGCGUUAUCGGACUGACGGUCGCAAAUGAGCUAUGCGAGCAUGGCUUCGAUGUCGAGGUCAUCGCGAGAGACAUGCCCUUUGAUGAGGCUUCCUCCAUGCAGUGGGCUAGUCCCUGGGCCCGAUGGGAGAGGACGACGUGGCAUCGAUGGAUGGACCUUCACAAGAAGCGACCGGACAUGAUUGACCUCGUUCCGAUCCAGCACGAGCUCGAAGCGAGCCAAUCGACGGAUGUCUGGUUCAAAGACCUUGUGCCAAAGUUCGAGGUUGAUACUCAAGAUCACACGCUGCACUACGAGUCCUUUUGCGUUGACGUUCCUUCAUACCUGUGCUACCUCUACGAGACACUUCUGGAGCAGCAAAAGCAACGCGGAUGCAGAGUCACCUUCCGUCGCGUACCCACCGUCGAGUCACUUGCUCAUUGUCUCUCGACGCCGCCUUCGCUCACGCCAGCGUCGUCGCCCUCUGUCUCGCCCGAGCGUGCCCUACCUUCGACCAAGACAAUCCCUUCGGUCACGACAGCGACUUCGACGACUUCGCAAGACGUGCCCACGAUCGUGAUCAAUUGCACUAGUUCUGGCUCUCGCUCUUUGCCAGAAGCUGGUGAAGACGACUGCCUGUAUGGCGCACUGGGACAGACGGUCCUCGUCCGCGUUCCACCGUCAGACCAGCAAGAUGCGCCAGCCAAGACAAUCCCGAUGAGGAUUCGACCAGGUGGCAGCUUCACCUCUUCGUGCAGGGGAAUAAGCCCCCUCCGUAAUGAAACUGGGGCACAAGACGCUGCUGAACAGAUAGAAGACCGGGACGCUCACUCCUUCACCUACAUCAUCCCUCGAGCACGCUCGGGAACCGUGAUCCUCGGUGGGACUUUUGUUCCCUUUAAGUUCCCUCGUACCCUCAAUUCCUCGACUUCCCACAAUUGGCUAGAAUGGAGCGCUGACGAAGAGCAGACGAAGCGCAUCGUAGAGCAGUGUCUCGAAUGGGAGCCUCGGCUGGGCACGGUAAACGCGACAGGCGAGCCAACGGUCGACAUUGUCUCUGUCGGCCUUGGCGUUCGCCCGAUGCGAAAGGGCGGCGCUAGGAUCGAACGAAGCACUUUUCCCCAUCACAAAGCGGGCAGAGACGAGAUCGUCCACGUUGUGCACGCUUAUGGGCUCGGUGGUUCGGGCUACCAGCAGAGCUGGGGCGUCGCAAGCGACGUUCGGUCCCUCGUAGAAGAGAUUCUCGCAGAAGAAAAGGUCCAGAGAGGACCAUAA